Molecule: messenger RNA, 426 nt
Organism: Anisakis simplex (herring worm)
Lineage: Eukaryota; Metazoa; Nematoda; Chromadorea; Rhabditida; Anisakidae
Source: the annotation of a GenBank genome assembly
UUGCCAGUCUAUGUGAUACAACAGAAGCAUUUACCGUUCGAGCCAUUUUUCCCGUUCGAUUCGUAUUAUCUGUGUCGAUCAUCAGUUUUUAUAAAGCCUUUGCUGCGUCGAUUCACACCUUUGGCUGAAGAUGCGAGUGUUUUACAACGGGAACUGAGAUGGCACAAUGCGAAGACACUAUCUGGAGCGAUGGGUUUCAAGAAUACCGAUGAGGCUGCUGGUUCACUGGAUUUUCUGGAGGAUUUGAGGCGCGAUAUGACGGAUCUUGUGCCGAGCGGUCGACAGAGUAUUGACGAGAUAGCCGACAUCUUUAUGAGAUUGAUUCCAUGUAUUUGUGCGGAAACUCCAUCUUCGAAACUUGUUUCCAAAAUCUAUCAUCCAGAUUUGAAGCCACUGCGAUUCGGAAACCGUCUCUUUAGACUCUAA